Molecule: messenger RNA, 11522 nt
Organism: Sinocyclocheilus rhinocerous
Lineage: Eukaryota; Metazoa; Chordata; Actinopteri; Cypriniformes; Cyprinidae
Product: ubiquitin carboxyl-terminal hydrolase 34-like
Exons: 78
Coding region: 285-11168 (3627 amino acids)
Biological process (GO): protein deubiquitination
Cellular component (GO): cytosol; nucleus
Molecular function (GO): cysteine-type deubiquitinase activity
Source: RefSeq, a predicted model, not a curated record
GUUCAUCAUGGCUGCCGUAUGUACUAGUCUGCACAGUAACGCUCUGCUCGGAGACUGACUCUCCGCUCCUUUAGUGCCUCACAUUUACUUUCUCCGCCUCGACAUUUCGGCAAAUAAUCCCGCUUGCAUGAGCCCAAACCUCCCAACCUUGUGUUGCCUCAUAAUAACCAGCCUUCAUCAAGCAUUUCGUCGGGCCUUAAACACCCCCUUAAAAAGACAGAGAGAAAAACAGGCAACAUUUUGUUUCUCCAAUGGUCUGAAUACACUUUCCGCCUUUAUGAACCAUGUGUGAGAACUGCGCCGAGCUGCUGGAGGUGCUCAAUGAGAUCUCGGAUGCAGACAGCUCAGACGGCCUGCAGCUGAAGAAGGAGCAUGCCUUAAGAGUCUUCACUUACAUCAGCACAUGGACACAGAGGCAGUGUCUGUGCUGUUUCAAGGAAUACAAACACCUCGAGGUGUUCAGCCAACUGGUUUAUGCCCUCAUUAACUUGGUCAUUGUCCAAGUAACCAACCUUAGGGACCGUCUACACAGUGGCAAUGGCAACACUAGGACAGAGGGGGCGGAGUCCGAAUGGGGCUCCGCCCAGCCACAGCCAUCGCCCAGUGAGGACGAGCCGCUGAAUGUGGAACGGGACUCGGCUGAAGAGGACGGUGGAGUGGAGGACGGAGAUCAGCACAAGAACCAAAAUGAGGGGGUCAAACCGGAUCCCCAGCCCAAGCUCAGUGAACCCACGGCGGGCGAGAGCGGGAACGACAGCGGCCUGGACCCGUUUGCAUCCUGGAGCACAGAAGACCAGGAGAAACUGCUGCUGUGUGCUGCCAAGAUCUUUCAGAUCCAGUUCCCUCUGUACACAGCCUACAAACACAACACACACCCCACUAUAGAGGAUAUCUCAGCACAAGAGAGCAAUAUCCUCGGCUCUUUCUGUGAUAUGAAUGAUGUGGAGGUCCCUCUGCACCUGCUGCGAUAUGUGUGUAUGUUCUGCGGGAAGCACGGCCUCUCUCUGAUGAAGGACUGCUUUGAGUUCGGCGCUCCUGAUACUCUCCCCUUCCCCAUCGCACAUGCCUUCAUCACCAUCGUCUCUAAUAUCAGAAUAUGGUUGCACAUUCCCGCUGUGAUGCAGCACAUCAUCCCGUUUCGCACUUAUGUUAUCAGGUAUCUGUGUAAGUUGUCGGAUCAGGAGCUGCGUCAGAGCGCGGCGCGUAACAUGGCCGAUCUGAUGUGGAGCACGGUGAAGGAGCCGCUGGACAGCGCGCUGUGUUUUGACAGAGAGAGCUUGGAUCUGGCCUUCAAAUACUUCAUGAGUCCAACGCUCACCAUGAGACUGGCCGGCCUGAGCCAGAUCACGAAUCAGCUGCACACCUUCAAUGACGUUUGUAAUAACGAGUCCCUGGUGUCUGACACUGAGACGUCGAUAGCAAAGGAACUCGCCGACUGGCUCAUCAACAACAAUGUUGUGGAGCACAUAUUUGGACCAAAUUUGCACAUUGAGAUCAUUAAACAGUGCCAAGUGAUCCUGAACUUCCUGGCAGCCGAGGGCAGGCUGAGCACUCAACAUGUGGACUGCAUAUGGGCCGCCGCUCAGCUGAAACACUGCAGUCGCUACAUCCAUGACCUGUUCCCCUCGCUCAUAAAGAACCUGGACCCUGUUCCUCUGCGACACGUGCUCAGUCUGGUGUCAGGGUUACACCCCAGCGCACACACCGAACAGACACUGUAUUUGGCGUCCAUGUUGAUCAAGGCCUUGUGGAAUAACGCUCUGGCAGCCAAAACUCAGCUGUCCAAACAGAGCUCUUUCGCCUCCCUGCUCAACACCAACAUUCCCAUGGGCAACAAGAAAGGUUCUCCUGCAGGAAGCCCAGAGAGCAGUGACAACAGCGACACGCAUCACAGUGGAGGAAGUGACAUGGAGAUGGAUGAGCCGAUCAUGAGCAGUGGAAAACGAGGGCAGCAGAGGCUGUCGGACACGGAGGAGUCUCUGCAGGGCAGCUCUGAUGAGACGGCCAACAGCGGAGAGGAGGGCAGCAGCAGCGGCCGCAGCGAGGCGUCCAGCAAUGAGGCUGGAUCCAGCCGAGCCAGCCAAUCAGCAGGCAGCCCGGGCAGCGAGCUGCACUCCGACGACAUGGCUGACAGCGAGGCCUUGAAGGAGGAGGAAGAGGAGGAGGAAGAAGAAGAGGAGGACGAUGACGAGGAUGAUGAAGACGAUGACGAGGACGAUGAAGACGACAGGCCCGCUGUCGUCUCCGAGGGCAGCCCGCAGAAAGACACCAGAGACUCCAGAGAGCCGUCUACGUCAGAGCUGCGCAAACGCAAAGCUGGUGAAGCGCUCGGAGAGGUCCAAGGUCCUCCGGAGCGACCCGGAAUUCCGCCCGGCAUUCCCGGCUCCAUCGCCUCUGCUCCCGGACUUUCCAAAACCAAAUCCAUUCCUUUCACCCCAGAGGCAGCCGCUGCCAUUGUAGCCUCGCCUUCUUCCCUUAGGAUCCUCGAGCCUUGCUCUUCUUCAUCCGUGUGCCUGGAGGGAACGUCGGGAGAGCAGGCUGAUUCCCAAUCCCAGAACCCCCAGCAACCACAGCAGGGUGGCACAGAGAUGGGCUCCUCACACGGAGCGUCUGUUUCCCAGGAGCCGCCCUGCAUGCCUCGACCAGCAGACUUCCUGACGGAGGCUAUGGGCAAUGAGCUCUUCAACUGCAGGCGUUUCAUCGGCCCUCAGCAUCACCAUCAUCAUCACCACCAUCAUCAUCAUCAUCACCACCACCAUGAUGGUCACAUAGUAGAGGACAUGCUGAGCGCCGAUGACGUGAGCUGCAGCAGUUCUCAAGUCAGCGCCAAAUCCGAGAAGAACAUGGCGGAUUUUGAUGGAGAGGAGUCUGGCUGUGAGGAGGAGCUGGUCCAGAUCAACUCACACGCAGAGCUCAGCUCGCACCUGCAGCAACACCUGCCUAAUCUGGCCUCCAUAUACCACGAACAUCUGGUGCAAGGUCCGGCGGUGCACAAACAUCAGUACUCUGCGCACGCGGUGACCGACAUCAACCUGGACAACGUCUGCAAGAAAGGCAACACCCUUCUGUGGGACCUGGUCCAGGAUGACAAUGCGAUCCACCUAUCAGAAGGCUUGAUUAAUGAGGCAGAGAAGCUGUUGUGCUCUCUGGUCUGCUGGUUCACUGACCGUCAGAUCCGCAUGCGUUUCAUCGAGGGCUGUCUGGAGAACCUCGCCAACCACCGGUCAGUGGUGGUGUCUUUGCGUUUGCUGCCGAAGCUCUUCGGGACCUUCCAGCAGUUCGGCUCCAGCUACGACACUCACUGGAUAACCAUGUGGGCGGAAAAGGAACUGCACAUGAUGAAGCUCUUUUUUGAUGAUCUGUUACACUAUAUCCAGGAAGUGAGAGAACAGCACCACAAAUUCGCUCUGUACAGUCACAGUGCAGAGGUGCAGGUGCGUCUGCAGUUCCUCACCUGUGUGUUCUCAACGCUCGGAUCACCUGACCACUUCAGGUUGAGUCUGGAGCAGGUGGACAUCCUGUGGCACUGUUUAGUGGAGGACUCCGAGUGUUACGACGACGCCCUGCACUGGUUCCUAAACCAGGUCCGCAGUAAAGACCAGCACGCCAUGGGCAUGGAGACAUACAAACACCUCUUCCUGGAGAAGAUGCCUCAGCUGAAGCCGGAGACGAUCAGUAUGACGGGACUCAAUUUGUUUCAGCAUCUGUGCAAUCUGGCUCGUCUGGCCACCAGCGCCUACGACAGCAGCUCCAACUGCGAGUUGUGUGGUAUGGAUCAGCUGUGGGGAAUCGCGUUGAGGGCUCAGUCUGCAGACAUCAGCCGCGCUGCCAUCCAGUACAUCAACUCCUAUUACAUCAGCGGUAAGACGGGUCUGGAGAAGGAGCAGGAGUUCAUCAGUAAGUGUAUGGAGAGCUUGAUGAUGGCGUCUGCUAACCUGGAGAAAGACGCCCACUCCAGCCUGACCAUCAUAGAGAGAGGACUGCUGCUGCUCAAAACACACCUGGAGGCCUUCAGACGCAGGUUUGCGUAUCACCUGCGGCAGUGGCAGAUCGAGGGCACGGGCAUCAGCAGUCAUCUGAAAGCUCUCAGUGAUAAACAGUCUCUCCCGCUCAGGAUCGUGUGUCAGCCAGCAGGACUGCCUGACAAGAUGACCAUCGAGAUGUACCCCAGCGAUCAGGUGGCUGAUCUGAGGGCAGAGGUCACGCACUGGUAUGAGAAUCUUCAGAAGGAUCAGCUCAGCCAGCAGGCACAGCUGCAGGAGUUCGGUCAAACCAGCCGCCAGCAGGACUUCCCAGGUGGUCUGAUGGGUCCGGUGCGCAUGAUCUCAUCAGGACACGAGCUGACCACUGACUAUGAUGAGAAGACCCUUCACGAGCUCGGCUUCAAGGACAUGCAGAUGGUGUUCGUGUCUCUGGGCGCUCCGCGGAGGGAGAGGAAGGGCGAGGGAGUCCAACUGCCGGCGUCGUGUCUGCCGCCCCCUCAGAAAGAGCACAUCCCCAUGCUGCUGCUCCUGCAGGAGCCCCAUCUCACCACCCUCUUCGACCUACUGGAGAUGCUGGCCUGCUUCAAGCCGCCAGGCCCCGACAGACCCCAGCAUAGCACUGAGAGUGUUCGCUGUGAGGAGCUGCACCUCCACGCAGAGAAUCUGUCCCGUCGUGUGUGGGAGCUGCUCAUGCUUCUGCCCACGUGUCCCAGCAUGCUCCAGGCCUUCCAGAACAUCUCCGAUGACACGGGAUCUGACGGUUUGUGCUGGAAGGAUCUGUUGAGGAUCAAGAGCCCUCAUAAGCUGCUCUACGCUUUAGAAAUCAUAGAGGCCCUCGGCAAACCCAACCGCAGGAUUCACCGCGAGUCUACGGGCAGUUACAGUGAUCUGUAUCCAGACUCUGACGACUCCAGUGAGGAACAGAUCGAGAACAGCAAGAACACUUGGAGCUGUAAGUUUGUGUCGUCUGGAGGUCUUCAGCUUCUGCUGGACAUUUUUAACUCUGCAAUUUUAGAGCCGAAAGAGCAAGAAUCCUGGACUGUGUGGUUGUUGGACUGUCUCGCGUGUCUGCUGAAGCUCAUUUGUCAGUUUGCGGUGGAUCCGGCCGAUCUGGACUUGGCCUAUCAUGACGUUUUCGCCUGGUCUGGUCUCACGGACACACAGAGGAAGAGGGCGUGGCCAGGGAAGUCCCGCAAAACCGCCGGGGAUCAUGGGAAGGGCCUGCAUAUACCUCGUCUCACAGAGGUUUUUCUAAGUCUUGUUCAAGGCACAAACCUCAUCCAGCGGCUCAUCAACGUGGCCUACACAUACGACAAUCUGGCGCACAGGGUUUUAAAGGCUCAAUCAGAUCACAGAUCCAGACACGAGGUGACUCAUUACUCCAUGUGGCUGCUGGUGAGCUGGGCUCACUGCUGUUCUCUGGUGAAAUCCAGCUUGGCUGAUAGUGAACAUCUGCACGACUGGCUAAAGAAGCUCACGCUGCUCAUACCUGAGACGGCGGUGCGUCAGGAGGCGUGCAGUGGUCUGUAUAAGCUGUCUCUGUCAGGUCUGGAGGGAGGAGAAUCCAUCAAUAGAUCCUUCCUGCUGCUCGCAGCGUCCACACUGCUCAAGUUCCUGCCAGACGCACAAGCGCUUAAACCCCUGAGACUGGAGGAUUUUGAGGAGGAGGCCAUGUUUCACACCGGCUGUAAGGAGUAUUUCUGGCUGCUCUGUAAACUCAUUGACAACAUCCACGUGAAAGACGCCAGUCAGACCACCCUGCUGGACCUGGACGCUCUGGCGCGACACCUCGCCGACUGCAUCCGCAGUCGUGAGAUUUUGGACCAGCAGGAUGGGGCGAUCGAGGACGACGGUCUGACGGGUCUCCUGCGUCUCGCCACCAGCGUCCUGAAGCACAAACCUCCCUUUAAGUUUUCUCGGGAGGGUCAGGAGUUCCUCAGGGACACGUAUGACCUGCUGUUCCUGCUGCCCAGCCUGAAGGACCGGCAGCAGCCCAAAUGCAAGAGUCCCGCGGCCCGCGCCGCGGCCUACGACCUGCUGGUGGAGGUGGUCAAGGGUUCGGUGGAGAACUACAGACUGCUGCACAACUGGGUCAUGUCGCAGCACAUGCAGGCGUCUCAUGCUCCGUAUAAAUGGGAUUACUGGCCUCAUGAUGAUGUCAGAGCCGAGUGCCGUUUUGUGGGAUUGACUAACCUUGGCGCCACGUGUUACCUGGCCUCCACCAUUCAACAGCUCUACAUGAUCCCAGAGGCCAGACAGGCCGUCUUUACUGCUAAAUAUUCAGAGGACAUCAAGCAUAAGACCACAUUGCUGGAGCUGCAGAAGAUGUUCACUUAUCUAAUGGAGAGUGAGAGGAAGGCGUAUAACCCUCGUCCCUUCUGUAAGACCUACACGAUGGACAAACAGCCUCUGAACACAGGAGAGCAGAAAGACAUGACCGAGUUCUUCACAGACCUCAUCACCAAGAUAGAGGAGAUGUCUCAGGACCUGAAAAACACAGUCAAAACGCUGUUUGGAGGCAUCAUCACCAACAAUGUGGUUUCACUGGACUGUGAUCACGUGAGUCAGACGGCUGAGGAGUUUUACACAGUCAGAUGUCAGGUGGCCGAUAUGAAGAACAUCUAUGAGUCUCUGGACGAGGUGACCAUUAAGGACACUCUGGAGGGUGAUAACAUGUACACCUGCUCUCAGUGUGGGAAGAAAGUCCGUGCUGAAAAACGGGCUUGUUUUAAGAAGCUCCCGCGGAUCUUGAGCUUUAACACCAUGCGCUAUACAUUCAACAUGGUGACCAUGAUGAAGGAAAAAGUAAACACGCACUUUUCUUUCCCGCUGCGGCUCGACAUGACGCCGUACACCGAGGACUUCCUCAUGGCCAAGGGAGACAGGAAGGAAGGUUUCCGUGAUGACAGUGAUGCCAAAGUGGCGGAGAGUUACGAGUAUGACCUCAUCGGUGUGACGGUGCACACGGGCACGGCGGACGGCGGCCAUUAUUACAGCUUCAUCAGGGACAUCGUCAACCCGCACGCUUACCGCAAUAACAAGUGGUACCUGUUUAACGACGCUGAGGUGAAGUCGUUUGAUUCGGCUCAGCUGGCCUCAGAAUGUUUUGGUGGAGAGAUGACGACAAAAACAUAUGACUCUGUCACAGACAAGUUCAUGGAUUUCUCCUUUGAGAAGACCCACAGUGCCUACAUGCUGUUCUAUAAGAGAGUGGAGGUGGAGGAGGAGAAUGAGAAGGACUUGAACUUUGACAUUUCUCCUGACCUUCUGGAGUGGAUCUGGCACGACAACAUGCAGUUUCUCCAGGACAAGAACAUCUUUGAACACACAUACUUUGGUUUUAUGUGGCAGCUGUGCAGCAGUAUUCCCAGCACUUUACCCGAUCCGAAAUCCGUGUCGCUCAUGACGGCUAAGCUCAGCACAUCGUUUGUUCUGGAGACAUUCAUCCACUCCAAAGAAAAGCCCACAAUGCUGCAGUGGAUCGAACUCUUGACCAAACAAUUUAACAAUAGCCAAGCUGCCUGCGAGGUAACACACACACACACACACACACUUUACAUCUAUGCUAUUCUCAUCAAGUGUCCCAAUCAGAUUGUACGUCAGAUGUUUCAGAGGUUGUGUAUUCACGUGAUCCAGCGCCUCAGACCGGUCCACGCUCACCUGUACCUGCAGCCGGGCAUGGAGGACGGCUCUGAUGAUAUGGACGGGCCGGUGGAGGACAUCGGCAGCCGCUCAUGUGUGACGCGGUUCGUCAAAACGCUGCUGUCAAUCAUGGAGCACGGAGUGAAGCCGCACAGCAAACAUCUGACUGAAUACUUUGCCUUCCUCUAUGAGUUUGCCAAAAUGGGAGAAGAGGAGAGUCAGUUCCUCUUGUCUUUGCAAGCCAUUUCUAUAAUGGUGCAUUUCUACAUAGGCACUAAAGGACCUGAAAAUCCUCAGGUGGAGGUGUUAUCUGAGGAGGAGGAGGGUGAGGAGGAUGAAGAGGAGGACAUCCUCUCACUGGCGGAGGAGAAGUACAGGCCAGCCGCUCUGGAGAAGAUGAUCGCGCUCAUAGCUCUGCUGGUGGAGCAGUCCAGAUCCGAGAGACACUUGACUCUGUCUCAGAGUGACAUGGCCGCACUGACCGGAGGAAAAGGCUUCCCCUUCCUGUUCCAGCACAUCAGAGACAGCAUCAACAUCCGACAGACUUGCAACCUCAUAUUCAGCCUCUGCAGAUACAACAACCGCCUGGCUGAACAUAUCGUGUCAAUGCUGUUCACCUCCAUCGCUAAACUGACCCCAGAGGCGGCAAAUCCGUUCUUCAAGCUGCUGACGAUGCUGAUGGAGUUUGCUGCAGGUCCUCCGGGAAUGCCCUCGUUUGCGUCCUACAUCCUGCAGAGGAUCUGGGAGGUGAUCGAGUAUAACCCGUCUCAGUGUUUGGACUGGUUGGCCGUUCAGACUCCGCGUAAUAAGCUGGCUCACAGCUGGGUCCUGCAGAACAUGGAGAACUGGGUGGAGAGGUUUCUGCUGGCGCACAACUACCCACGAGUCCGAACAUCUGCGGCGUAUCUGCUGGUGUCUCUCAUCCCGAGCAACUCCUUCCGUCAGAUGUUCCGCUCCACGCGCUCUCUUCACAUCCCCACGCGGGACCUCCCACUGAGUCCCGACACCACCGUGGUUCUGCACCAGGUCUACAAUCUGCUCCUGGGCCUGCUGGGCCGGGCCAAGCUCUACGUGGACGUGCCGGUGCACGGGACCACCAAACUGGUGCAGUACUUCAGCUUCAUGACCUACUGCCUCAUCUCCAAAACCGAGAAGCUCAUGUUCUCCAGCUACUUCAUGGACCUUUGGAACCUCUUCCAGCCUAAGUUAUCAGAGCCAGCCAUCGCCACGAAUCACAACAAGCAAGCGCUUCUGUCCUUCUGGUAUAACGUCUGCAUGGACUGCAGUGAGAACGUGCGUCUCAUCGUCCAAAACCCAGUCGUCACAAAAAACAUCGCCUUCAACUACAUCCUAGCUGAUCACGAUGAUCAGGAGGUGGUGCUGUUCAACCGCGGUAUGCUGCCGGCGUAUUACGCCAUCCUGCGCAUGUGCUGCGAGCAGUCGCCCACCUUCACCCGCCAGCUGGCCUCACACCAGAACAUACAGUGGGCCUUCAAAAACCUCACGCCCCACGCCAGCCAGUACCCAGGGGCGGUGGAGGAGUUGUUUAACCUGAUGCAGUUGUUUGUGGCUCAGAGGCCUGAUAUGAGAGAGGAAGAGCUGGAGGAUGUAAAGCAGUUCAAGAAGACCACCAUCAGCUGUUACCUGCGCUGUCUGGACGGACGCUCCUGCUGGACCACUCUCAUCAGUGCCUUCCGUAUUCUGCUGGAGAACGAUGAGGACAGACUGCUGGUGGUGUUCAACAGAGGCCUCAUCCUCAUGACUGAGUCCUUCAACACCCUGCACAUGAUGUACCAUGAGGCUACUGCGUGUCAUGUGACCGGAGAUCUAGUGGAGCUGCUGUCCAUCUUCCUGUCUGUUUUAAAGGCAACGCGACCCUACUUACAGCGCAAAGAUGUGAAGCAGGCAUUGAUCCAGUGGCAGGAGAGGAUUGAUUUCGCUCAUAAGCUGCUGACGCUGCUGAACUCUUACAGCCCACCUGAGCUGCGUAACGCCUGUCUGGAUGUGCUGAAGGAGCUGGUGCUCUUGAGUCCUCAUGACUUUCUGCACACGCUCGUGCCCUUCCUGCAGCACAACCACUGCACUUACCACCACAGCAACAUCCCCAUGUCGUUUGGCCCGUAUCUGCCCUGUAGAGAGAAUAUCAAGCUGAUGGGUGGAAAGAACAACAUUCGACCUCCCAGACCGGAGCUCAACAUGUGCCUGCUGCCCUCGAUGGUGGAGACCAGUAAGGGUAAAGAUGAGGUGUAUGACAGGAUGUUGUUGGACUACUUCCUGUCGUAUCAUCAGUUCAUUCACCUGCUCUGCCGAGUUGCCAUCAACUGUGAGAAGUUCACUGAGACUCUGGUGAAACUCAGCGUGUUGAUAGCAUAUGAAGGACUUCCUCUACACCUGGCUCUCUUUCCAAAACUAUGGACAGAACUUGCUCAGUCUCAGUGUGCGAUGGCUCAGUCGUGUGUGAAGCUGUUGUGUGAGGAUCCAGCGUUUGGAGAAUACAUGAAAUGCAUCCUGAUGGACGAGAGAAACUUCCUGAACAACAACAUCGCCUACUCCUUCCUCACCUGCUUCUUACAUAAAGUGCAGGUGCAGGUGUUAUCAGGCCAAAGCUGCUCGAAUCUCGUCAACGUGUUGGUGACCAACCUACUGAACGAGUACCACAGCCUGCAGCCUGAGCUGACCAAUCAGAGAGCAGAGUUGAGCAAGACCAGCAGCCUCCUGAACGCAGAUCUGCGUGCGCUGCUGCUGGUGCUGUCAGUUUACGCCCCUCAGCAGCUGGAUCCUGCUUUAGGUCCGGCUCUACAGGAGCUGCUGUCCAAAUGCAGACUGUGUCUGCAGCACCGCACCACUUUAGAGAUGGAGGCCAAGGAACGCAAAGCCAAAGUGGAAGAGGAAGGUGUCACUCCAGUGAAGCGCCGGCGGGUGAGCAGCAGUGCUGAAGAUCGGCCGGCAGACAGCAUCUGUCCUCCAUCUGUUUCCUCCUCAUUGGCUCCCUGCUCGGAGCAGAAGGCGGAGCCAGGGGAGGCAUUAACGCCCACCAGCACUUCGGACACCGAAACCCGAGACUCCUCCCUCAUCGACCCGGGAGUGGAAAACGACCCACCCUCUCCUGACAGUGCGUCCCUCGAGGAGAAGAAAAUGGAUAUUUCUUCUUCAUCUUCAUCAUCAUCUUCGUCAUCAUCCUCCUCCCUUCCUGAAGCGUUUGGCCGAGCGGACGAACCUCCACCGCAGAGAGCUGGAAGAGAGGAGGAGGAAGAGGAAGAUGGGCGGAAGGAAGUGCAAGAGCAGGAGGCGGAGCCAGAGCGAGAGGAAGUGCCCUCCACUUCCUCCUCCUCCUCCUCCGCUGACUCGGUGCUUUUACUCUCCAGCCUGCCGGAUGCUGCCGAGGGGCGGAGCUGCUCGCUUCAGGAGGCGGAGUCAGGCGGGUGUGGCCACGCCCCCGUGCAGGAUGCUCUGGAGAUGCUGUCGCGCACAGUCGAGGCCACGAUUGCUGUGGUUGCCAAACUUUCGAACGGGAAAGGAGGGACACGCCCCUCAGCUUUGUGACGUUACUAUCGCAUCCCUCCUUUUUCGCAUUUCACAUUUUCACGUUCGCCAUGCUGUUCAGUUUUGUCUUUUUAAGAGUAGUUGGACAUAGUAAUUGAAGUCCAACUUUUUUUUUUUUUUUUUCCGCUCUUUGGCCUCGCUCUUUAUCUGUUUUAGGUUGCAACACAAAAAGUUCAGUUUUCCGGUUCCAGAAAACUGAGCUCUGCAUUAAUUGUACAGAACGAAAAAAAACAAGUGGAGUGUAUUUUUGUCAAAGGGCAGUUUUUUUCUUUUUUAAACCGUGAUUUUGUUGGUUUCUUUGUUUUGAAGUGGUUUGUUUUCAAGGCUGCAGUGAAACAGGGAAAAGGUUUACAA